CUUCGGGUCGUCGCUCGUCUGCCUCGAUGCUUCAUCGUCUCCUGACUCUUCCGUCUCAGAUGCUGGAGGACGAGGACGAGGACGCUGCCGCCAACGAAACGCUGGCCGCUCUGGCGACCGACGACCGCAGAGACGGCAUCGAGCCGCCCGGCCGCACCUGCCCGUUGCCCCUGACGACCAGGGAGGACGAAGAAGAGGAGGAGGAAGAAGAGGAAGAAGGGGAGGACAAAGGGAGGAAGAAGAAGAGACGGAGGGUGUGGUCGGAGUGCGAGGAGUGCGGUCGGAGGUUCAGUCGGAUGUCUCUCCUCAAGGCUCAUCGUCAGACUCACAUCGCCGACUCGGCGUCCCCGUUGACUCCGCCGGGCGGUGCCGCCACAGUUCUACGCUGCUCGGAGUGUGGGAAGAGGUUCUCCUCUGCGACCCGCCUCCACAGCCACAUCCGGACCCAGCACUGAACCCGGUCCGCAACCCGAACAGGAUCAACCACACAAGCUGAACAAAAACCAGACCGGGUUCAAACCCGAGACCAGAAACCACAAAAGGGAUCCGAGUCCAGGCCCUGAAACUGGACUUACUGAUCCACUCAAACAAAAACCUGAAGAAACCAAACAGACGAGACCAGCGGGGGGGUAGACCGGCUGUGGACAUGCUUUUACUCUGAAAUACAACAGGAAGUUGACUGCAACUAAAUAUUACUUUCAUAAUCAAUGAAUUUAUAUAAUCUAUAAAAUGUCCAACAAGACGUCUUCAGAUGUUUAUUAAGAUAUAAUUAAGCCCCGCCCCCUUUUGCUCUGUGGUCCAAUCACAGUUGAGCAAUCCUUGGUCAACUUCCUCCUUCCUGUACUUAGAUAUGCUAAGCUACGCUAAUCUCUGUUGGAAAGUGAACCACGAUAUGAAGAUGAUUAAAGAGUUAACUAACUAGAUAACUAGUUAGUUAACUUAAGAUUUGACUUUAUAUUUGUGUCUUUUAUCUUUUAACAAUCUUUAAAAUGUGGUUGUAUUUUCUACAUUGAUUAGCUUAGCAUGUAACAUAUCACGACUCAUAACUAUGAAACAACCUGAUUCAUUAAUACGAUUUAUUAUUAUUAUUAUUAUUAUUAUUAUUAUUAUUACUAUUAUUAUUAUUUCAUUUUAUAGAAACAUCAGAAAGAGAAAAUAAGAACUUUCUUUAAUUUGUUGCUAAAAACGAUUAAACGCAGAAAGAGUCUAUAGCGUUGGUCUAUCCCUCGUCAGAACCAAUCAGUGGCUCACUAUCGACCAGGACCAGAUCGGGUCUGACUGCCGGUUCUGAACACCAGUUUCCUCCGGUUCUGAGCGGCCAGGUCCGCGGCGGGAGACAAUUAUGGAUGUUUUUGACCUGAAUUUCCAUUAUUUAGUCGAGAAUAUUUAAUAAACGCAUCAAAUUUUUAGUUUUCAGGGACUUAAAACUCAUGAAACAAAUGUUUCAACUAAAUGGAUUUAAAAAAGGGAUUCGGAGGUCCAGAUGACCUGUCUGAGAUCUGGAUCUAAAGACUUCAAUCCGAGUCUGACGGCGGGAAUAAAAUCGAUCAUACGAAGCGACGAAGGGAAAAACCUCCUCCUCCUGCUGUACGUCCUCUUCUUCUGCUCCUGUAAUAUAUGUAAGAACCUCCAGGUGAACAGGAAGUGAGCUCCAGCUGCUGCAGGUGAGUUUCUGUCCCUGCAGGUGAAUCUGUUGUUUCGCAAUAAGCUCGUCGCCUCAGCAGCGGGACGGUCGGAGCUCCGGCUUCCUGUUUCCUGGUGUUUUCCUUGUACAGCGUGGACGGUCACACUGAACAUAAGUGACCUUUUUUCUACCGGUUUGUUUUUUAUUGUUUUUCUCCACAAACAGACUCAGUUUGUUUUUAAUUAAAAGUGUUUUUUUUGGUGCAUUUUUUUUGGGGUGAUCUUCUGUGUCGCUCACUCGUAAACCGGAAAAACCAACAAGAGGAAGAUAAAAUUCAUCAGUGGCAUCGAUUGUUUGAACUCUUUGAAUGUGAAAUUUGAUCCUUUUUUUUUUUACGUUUGUUGUACAAUUUUGACUUUUCGGGCAGAACUGAUGAUGACGAAACGAGAGAGAAAAGAGAGGUUUUUAAAUCCUGAUUCCUUAUUUCUUUACUUACACUUGCUUCCUUCCUUCCUUCCUUCAUCCCUCCCUCAUUCUUCGGUUCAGUAACCUCAUGUCGACACACAGAUACCUCCUGACGAACAAACGAGACCACGCGGUUUGAGCUGGAAGUGAUUUUAUGUUUUUAAAUGUUUUCUUUAGCUGAACGAUUUCUUUUCUUUACGUCAGUUAGUCUGAGCUGUAUGGAAGCCCAUUACUGCCAGGGAAAGAAAAUAUAAAAAUACAUUUUAAGACAAAAAAUAAUGAAGUUGAUAUGGACAUAUUAAUAACAAUAUUAAUAACAUUUUUUGAAAUAGUAAUAUGAGAAUUAUAUAAUACCUGGUGGACAUUUUGACUUAGUAUUUAAUUAUUGUCCCGUAAGUAUUUUUAUUGUUCUGCCAGUAAAAGAAAUGACGGAUGAAAUGUGAAGUAAAACAAAUUGCAACACAAAAAUAAAAUGUUUGAUUUUAUUCUGAAGGUAAAAAAAUAGCUUUUAUUUUGUUAGAAUUAUAAGAUACAGAUUUAGUGAUUACGGGAUAUUUGGAAUAAAAACGUAAAAUUUGUAUUAAUUUAAUUGAAUUACAGGACAAAUAACACUAAUUUUAACCUAUUUCAUAAAUUUCAUUCAUAUUUUAAUUUUUUUUUAUCAUUCCUAACUGCAUGUGGCAGGAAUGAGCUUCCAUAUACUAACCAGAUAUGAGAUUAUUUAAGGAACAAGGGAAAAAUGUAGGUUCCUGAACGCCUCACGCAGGAUCAAUUACAAGCUCGAACAAACAGGAAGUUUAAUCAAAAGUCAAAUCCAAAAGGUGACUUGUAUGUAUGGAGGCCUAAUCCUGCCAAAAUACAUUUAAAAUCUGUAAUGAUAAACAUACAAACUCUCAUAUUAAGGGACAUAAAAUUAGUCAUAACUUCCUCACAUAAUUACAAAAUACAUUUUAUUUUUACAAUAUAUUAAAUCAAGUUAGAAACGUACUAAAGGCUGCUUCUGGUGACAGUCGAGGUUACAUUUUUACUCUGUAUAAUAUUUUUAUCCAUUCAAUUUAUUUAAUGGAAUAAAGUUCAGUGUCAGUGGUCCACAGUGAGAAUUCUCUUUAACUCGCUUAAUUUAAGAGUUUAUCUCUCGACUCCAACCAGAUUGUUCACUUUAAGUGUAUUUUUUUAUUUUAAUCAUUCCUACCUUUUCAUCUGUUUGUAAUAAGAGCCUCAGUGGUACUCUGUACUCACCGGCUUUAUCUUCUGUAGCAUUCGUAUAUCAGGAUGAGACGGAGGGAUGGACGGACCCGAAGGAUCAGAUAAAAAUAUAUCGGUGACGUAUCCUGAUGAACUUUGAUGUAUCGAUGUUGUUUUUCUGCUCCGCGAUGCUUCAGCGCGAACAAUCAGCCGUUUCCAUCAUUUUUACGCUUUGUAAAUGUGCGAUUUCUCUUUUUUUUUCCUUUUUUUUUAUUUGAACAAAAGAUUUUAAGCAAAUAUGAAGCCAAAAACUCUGGCUGAGCAGCCGGAGUUUGAUUCAAAUGUAGAAUUGUAAAAAAAAAAAAAAAAGAUGUAACAAAAACAGGAAGUAAAAUCUUGAUUUGAUGGAUAAUGAAUCUAUGGAAGCCCAUUUCUGCCAAAGUGAUUUAAAAACAAAAAACAAAAACAAAAAAAGGAUUCUGUAAAGUUUCUCAUUAUAAUAUUUACAGACCCGCCCCCCCGUCAGUCUGGCAGAAAUGGGUAUAGUGUCCUCGGGGUAAAAUCUACUUUAAUUUGAUAAUAUUGACGAUUAACUUGCUGUUUAAUUUCCUGUCUUUGCCUCUGAAUGCUGCUUUAAGAACUCGAGCUUGUUGUCUGCUAACAUCUGAAUUACUCAACCACUUUUCUGCGAACGCUUCGUUUAUUCGUUGCACUUUCAGCCUCCAUAUGUGUUCACAUACCUCAUUUAAAACAUUUCAAGUGUUUUAUUUUGUUCCUGUUUCCACACAGACCUCAUUACCUCAGUUAGACGUUCAGCGUUGAUAUUUGACUACAUUUAUGUGUAUUUUUGUAUUUGUUUCAUUUUGGAUGCGUCUCAGUGUUUUUUUUUUUUUUAUAUAUAAACGCUGUCGGGUUAAAAUAACACAGAACUGCAAACGCACAAACAAACUUCUCAGGUUUAAAGAUGGAUUCCUUUAAGAUUAUAUAUUUUGUAAAUAAAAAAUAUCGUCUUAAAUAACAAUUUUUCACAUGAGUAUGGAAGCCCAGACAUGCCAAGACAAGGAAAACUGACAAAAAAAUUAGGAACAAUAAAAAAACUCUUUGGACUUUUGGGAUGUUUGGUCAGUCCAUUAUGCCUUGAAAUAUGGAAGCUCAGACAUGCCCAGACAAGGAAAACUGAUGGAAAAAGUUAGGAAUAAAGUAAAAGUGCUCACGUUAGAAAAUAAUGUGGAAGUUUGAGCCAAACUUUAACAGGAAGCAAUAAUUAAGAUACAAACUCAAAUUUUGUCUUACAAUCUUAUAUUUUUAACUUUCACUUUUCAUGAGUAAUCUUACUCUUUUGGGCUUCCAUACUGAACUGUAAACAGCUGGCUGAUGAUAGAAUGCUAAUGGCUAACAUUAGCUGAAAGGUGAAUAUGGGUUUUGUCCUGACAGCAGUUAACUACUCGAUGCUCCUCCUGCUCUUCUUUACCAAGUCAUAAAGGAAAGAAACGUUUCUGGUCGACGAAAAAACAUCAAAAAGGGAAAAUUAUGACGAGAAAUUUGUUCUUGAGACUAAAAUCAAACCAAACACUUUCAAAAUUCUGUCAGAAACACUCGGUUCUUAAAGAUUAACUAAAUGUUGUUUCUAAUUUAUAAAAAAUUAAUACCAAUAUAAAUUUAUUUAACCAUUGUAUACGGAAGCCACAAGAGGACAUCAUAUAGGAUGAUUUUUGAUAUAUUAUCAGUUCUUUGUGUCGUCAACAUAAAAAUAGGUUUUCUCGUAAUUAAAACUUCUUAUAAUUACUCGACGAUCUCGUGGUUGCCAAGAGCUUCUAGAUGUAAGAUUUCUGAUCUGUUGAUUCUGAUAUAUUUAAUAUAAUUACGAGAGAAAAUCUCAUAAUUAAACAUUUUUAUUGUAAUUAUGAGAUUUUUCUGAGAUUGUUUCUUGUCAUUUAAGAAAUAUUAAAUUAUGUGAUAUGAAUACAUUUUCUCAUAACUGACAAUAAUAAUUUUAAUAUGUUUAAUACAUUUGAUCUCAUAUGAGAAAAGACAUUUUCUCUUCACAAAUAUUUUCUCAUAUUUUUUAAAACUUAACAUAAUUAUGUGAUCUAAAGUGACGCUAAAGACAUAAUGAGAAAUUAUUUUUGUAAAAGCAAUAUUGUAAUUACACGAUCGUAAGGAAGCCUGGAGAAGACGUGUUUUCUCGUAAUUAACACCUAAUAUCUAAUAAUCAGUAGAAGAUCUCAUAAUUACAACUUUAUCUCAGAAUUAUUAGUUUUUUUCUUGUCAUUUAAGAGAUAUAAAGUCAUAAUUAUAGAAUACGGAUAUAAAAAAUUUUUUUAAUGUGAUAUAUUAAGUUUUAAUUAUGUGAUUCAGAUCUUGUGAUUAUGAGAAUUUGUAUUUAAACGCUAAAAUCAUGAGAUUAAUUAUUUUUAUUAUUAUUAUAAAGUAAUAAUAAUAAUAAUAUUUCCCACCAGAUACAUUUCUGUCCUAACGUUGUUAUUGAAGGACGAGGUUCGAGGCGUCGGUUCCUAACGCAGCAGACAAGAUUUUAUUGGAGCACUGAGACGCAUUCAUGUGUACAUAUCAGAGAAAACAUCUUGACUCCUGUUGUUAUUUUAUUGUUUGUUUGGUGGUUUUCUGAAAAGUGGUUGUGUUUUUCCCAUGUGGAGAGAAGAGACUGUUAUUUCAGUUCAGCCCGGUUGUUGAACCGAAGGAGUGAAAAGAGCGAAAGAAAGGGAACGAACUCUGCAGUCGAAGCUAAAAGGUUUUGGCGUUAAAAGUUUCGCUCUGAGCCCAGAAGGAGAUUGACCUGUGACGAGAACGACCCUGAAGGGUUCCUCUGGGAAACCCUUCAGGGUCGGUUUGUAUGAGUAAAGCUGGAGUUUGUGAAGCUCCAGGCGGGGUUCCUCAGGGAACGACCCGAGGGCCUCGUAUUGUUGGGCCUGAGGGGAUGAAAGGGAUGUUUCAUUGUCUGUAAGCAGAAUGUAUGUUUGUAAGGACGCAGGGAAACUAAAAGUGCAUCCUGGACAGUUUUUAUUUGGUUUUAAAUCUGUUUCCACUUCCUGUUUUGAGCUCAACGGACGGACUCGCUCUUGUUUUUGUCAAAGAAAGUUCGUCUCAGUGUUUGGAUUUGAUGCAAUACUUUUGAUAACAAUGUGCCCUUUUUUUGUAAUUCAGCAAUCUAAUUAAAACCAAAUCUAAAAGAGUUUCCUGUUUUAAUAAUGACAGUUUUAAAGAAGCGACGCCGAGAGUCGGGACCUUCUCGCCGUCGGUCAGAAUCGAUUUGUGACCAACGUCCGUUCUGAGUGAAUUAUUGCCAACAUCUGAAGCAGUGAGUAGAUUCACUGUGUGGCUGUUUCGUGCCCCGUGUUGAUCACAGCAGCACCGUCUGAAUGUCGUUUACAGUGACAGCUGUCUGCCAUGAUGAUACGAUAUGUGCUGAUGAAGGCGAUGGUGAUGGUGUUUCUUUUUGUUUUUUAUUACCUGUUUUAGUCUUUGAGACCGGGUACUUUUUAGUGUUAAAAUUAAAACAAAACCAAUAAAUGUUCACAACUA
Messenger RNA from Morone saxatilis (striped sea-bass), 6814 nucleotides. RefSeq names its product zinc finger protein 771. The transcript is spliced from 2 exons. The record is from RefSeq and is a predicted model, not a curated record. NCBI's taxonomy places the organism in Eukaryota, Metazoa, Chordata, Actinopteri, Moronidae. The coding region runs from base 27 to 455 and encodes 142 amino acids.